Molecule: messenger RNA, 774 nt
Organism: Penaeus chinensis
Lineage: Eukaryota; Metazoa; Arthropoda; Malacostraca; Decapoda; Penaeidae
Product: POU domain, class 4, transcription factor 1-like
Exons: 6
Coding region: 1-774 (257 amino acids)
Source: RefSeq, a predicted model, not a curated record
AUGUAUCAGCAAAUGCGGAGAAAUGAAUUCAAGAGCGUGACAAUGGAGCAAGAAACCCCGCCCUUCACACCAAGCCACGCCCACCUUCGUUCCAAGUAUAUAAAAGCUGCUGCAGAGUUCAGCACAAGUAUCACCAACAGCACUCAUCAAAAUGUUCAAGGUACGAAAAUAACUUACCUGGUCGUCCUCCUCGCCGUCGUCGCCGUGGCCGCCGCCAUGCCAGGCUUCCUCGGAGGCGCUGGAUACGGAGGAAGUGGAUACGGAGGUGGAUUGGGUGGAUACGGAGGAAGUGGGUACGGAGGGGGAAGCUUCGGUGGAUUCAGCGGUGGAUACGGAGGCGGAUUCGGUGGACAUGGGGCAGGUUUCGGUGGAUUCAGCGGUGGAUUCGGGGGACACAGGGGAGUGUCAAAGAACAAGCAUACAUUAGCGAAGCUCUUGUCAGACAUCUGGUCGUCCUCCUCGCCGCCGUCGCCGUGGCCGCCGCCAUGCCAGGCUUCCUCGGAGGCGCUGGAUACGGAGGUGGAUUGGGUGGAUACGGAGGUGGAUUGGGUGGAUACGGAGGAAGUGGAUACGGAGGUGGAUUGGGUGGAUACGGAGGUGGAUUGGGUGGAUACGGAGGAAGUGGAUACGGAGGGGGAAGCUUCGGUGGAUUCAGCGGUGGAUACGGAGGCGGAUUCGGUGGACACGGGGCAGGUUUCGGUGGAUUCAGCGGUGGAUUCGGGGGACACAGGGGAGGUUACGGACGUUAAGAACUCAACUGAACGAAACUUCUGA